Molecule: messenger RNA, 1378 nt
Organism: Rhipicephalus sanguineus (brown dog tick)
Lineage: Eukaryota; Metazoa; Arthropoda; Arachnida; Ixodida; Ixodidae
Product: cytochrome P450 3A11
Exons: 12
Coding region: 95-1159 (354 amino acids)
Molecular function (GO): iron ion binding; heme binding; monooxygenase activity
Source: RefSeq, a predicted model, not a curated record
UGGUGCCGUCGCAUACGUUAUUAACGCGAUUCCGUCGGCGGGGCGAGUAACUUGCGAGUGGGUGCUCCCGACGUUGCGCGGUACAGCGGUCGCCAUGGCAUCUGCCGCAUCUGACUGGAACGCCGCCUUCGUCGUGGUCGCUGCAGUCGCCGUUACCAUUGCUGCUUUAUGGCGGUGGCGGCGGAACAAGUUCAACUUCUUCAAGGAACGAGGCAUUCCUGGUCCCGAACCGAGCCUAAUCUCGGGAAACUUCUUCCAGCUGUGGAAUCAGGAUACAAUCAAGGUGUUGGACGAGUGGUCAAACACCUACGGCGACAUCUACGGUAUAUUCAACGGCGAUGCUCCAUUCCUGAUGGUGAAGGACCUGGAACUACUUCGACGCGUCUUCAUCAAGGACUUCGCCAUGUUUGUGGACAGAGGGGACGUGUGGGCCCUGAUGAGCGCCAAUCCUGAGCAACGUAACUCUCUGUCGUUUGCGAAGGCCGACCGGUGGAAGUUCAUCAGGCGUUUUGUCUCCAUGGCCUUCACGUCGGCAAAGUUGCGACCAAUGAUGGGCAACAUGAGCAAGGCCGUGGAUCACUUCCUAGACUUGCUAGAAGCCCGGUGUCGGCAAGCCCCCGACGGAGAGGCGAACGCCCACCCGCUGCUCGGCUGCCUCGCUUUCGAACUGGUGGCCGAGACCGCGUGCGGCCUCUUCUUGGACGUGCAGCACAAACCGAACGACAAGUACUUCGACUCGGCCAAGUCGUACACCCUGAACGUCGUCGACAGCGCCUACCAAAGGGCAGGUCAAUUCUUCUCUGGACUGAAGGGAAUUGUAUGCCUCCUGGAGCGACACUUUGGACAUGAGCCGCUUGUGGCCCUUGCCCAUAGAGCAGUGCCUAUCGUUGCAUUCAGGGAGAAAGACUCAAGCCUAGCUCGCCCAGACCUGCUGCAGACUCUUUUGGAGGCAAAGGUUCCGGAAGAGUUACUCACGAAAUGUGAAUUUCGUGAGCGUCCGAACGCCAAAGGAGACUUCCUCAUGCCGGUCAGGCAUGUCGCAAGUAACGCCGCCACCAUACUGACCGCUGGGUUUGAGACUGUAUCAGCCAACAGCUCCCACUGCGCCUUCUGCCUGGCCAAGUAUCCAAGGUCCAAGAAAAAGUCCGACAAGAAGUGAACGCUGCUUUCGAAAAACAUGGCGGAUUCACCUACGACGCCAUCAGUGAUCUGGCUUACACGACACAGGUGAUAUUCGAGACACUUCGCCUGUACUCUCCAGUAGUAGCGUUCACAUCAAGGCAAGCCGCCUCCGAUUACCGUUACAAGGACAUGAUCCUGCCGAAAGGGCUCAACAUUAUGGCCUGCACCCAACAGAUACACAUGGACCCUCGACACU